ACUUCAUCAAAGACUGGUCACUCUACAGUAGGUGUCUACAGACAUUCUACUUUCCAGAAGAUCACACUGGAGAGAUGAUAGCGCAAAGUCUAAAGGAAGCGCUUCAGUCAUGGGGAUUGCGAGAGGAGCCACAGAUAAUGCCACAAACAACAUCAGAGCGCUGCAACUAAAUGACUGGACGAGGUUACAGUGUUUUGGCCACCGUCUUCAUUUAGCAAUCGAGAGAGGUGUGAAGGUGCCCCAGGUUGAUCGUGCAUUUGAGGUCUGCAAGAAAUUCGUAAGUGCUUUCUCAAACACCUGGAAAAGACAGCGUGAACUGGCUAACGCUCAGACACAGCUAGGCUUGCCUGCUCAUAAACUCAUCACAGAGACUCCGACAAGAUGGGCCUCCAAGCAAAAAAUGAUCGAAAGGGUCUUAGAGCAGGAGAAAGCUCUAACACAAGUCCUGCAAGCUGACAAAAAGACCAGACAUUUAGCUCUAACAUGGCAGGAUGUUGAUGUUCUCGAAUCCGUGAACAAAGCAUUAAGCCCUCUUGUGGAGUUCACUGAUGCCUUAUCUGGGGAACAAUACGUUAGUGUUUCAUACUUGAAACCUGUGCUUCAUCUUUUCAGUGAGCAGGUUCUUAAGCCACAGGAUGAUGAUACCCAGCUAACCAAGGGCAUCAAAAAGAGCAUUCUUGACUAUCUGAAUGAGAAAUAUGCAGAGCAAUCAACCCAGGAGCUGCCUGACAUGGCAUCCCUUCUCGAUCCUCGCUUUAAAACCACAUACAUACAAGCGGAGAGAGUCGACAACAUGAAGGUAAAAGCAGCAGCAGAGAUGGAGAGUCUUGCAGCUAAACAAUCAAAGUCUGCUGAGAGAGUCUCUGUGCCACAAGUCGAAGCUGCUGAGGAGUCAGAGGUUCCUGCUAAGAAACAGAAGAAGAGUUUGGGCAGCUUCUUCAAAAUCACAUCACGUAAACGGCAAGAUUUUCCUCAGUCAGAGAGAGUCCAUUGA
Molecule: messenger RNA, 994 nt
Organism: Puntigrus tetrazona (Sumatra barb)
Lineage: Eukaryota; Metazoa; Chordata; Actinopteri; Cypriniformes; Cyprinidae
Product: E3 SUMO-protein ligase ZBED1-like
Exons: 2
Coding region: 110-994 (294 amino acids)
Source: RefSeq, a predicted model, not a curated record